Molecule: messenger RNA, 8282 nt
Organism: Sitodiplosis mosellana (orange wheat blossom midge)
Lineage: Eukaryota; Metazoa; Arthropoda; Insecta; Diptera; Cecidomyiidae
Gene: nsl1
Product: KAT8 regulatory NSL complex subunit 1
Exons: 18
Coding region: 3484-7119 (1211 amino acids)
Cellular component (GO): NSL complex
Molecular function (GO): histone acetyltransferase binding
Source: RefSeq, a predicted model, not a curated record
GAAUAUGGUGCGAUUCAUCGUUUCACAGCAAAAUGAGUAAGUGAAGAGAAAAAAAUGUGUUCAACCGAGAGAACAAAAGAAAAAAAUCGAAAAGACGCGCUUCGUAACGCGUUGAGCUGCCAUCUCGCAAGCAUCGACGACACAAAACCAUUGCAAAUCGUUCACACAUUCGCACAAACGCCACAUUGCCAACGUAAAAGCAAUGAAGCGGCUCAGCCAAAUACGUUCAUGUUGUUGUUUUUUUUUCUUGUUCAUUCGUUUCGUCUCUGUCCGUGUGUUCGGGUACGAAUGAGAAGAAAAUGCGCAUCGAAGAUACAAAAUGGAUGGCGUGAUCUGGUGUAAAAUUGCUGAAAACGAACUAAAAAUCACACCAAUACACACAUACACGCGCGCGCGUUACAUCGAAUGGCAAACAAACACGUAUGUGCGCUCUCUUGUGUGUAUAUUGCUCCCUGCGACCAAGUGAAAAAUAAAAACCAAAUGAGCAUUCAAACUCAAUGAGAACAUGAGGAAAACAGUCUCCAUUCAGUUUGAAGAAACGACGCAAUAAAUAAGUUUGCUGUAAGACCCAACUGGAAAGAGUUUUGAAAUGCGUCGUUUUGUAGUAUUGAGUCGAAAAAAAAUGCGUUUUUGGUGUCGCGUUGAAUGCGUACUACGUGUAUGUUGGAUAUGAAAAUGGCGCGCAUUGAAUAGCCGAUCUCUCUCCAAUUUGAUUCACUUUCGAAUGCAUGCAUCUCUGUCUGGCUCACGGUGUGUUUCGAGGUCGCUGUGAUACAGUUUUCGUGCACACACGGUUCGGUUGCUGGUGCUGCUGUACGUACGCAUACAAUCGACUCAAAAGAUACCUGCAUACAUAAGCAUAUACAGUGGCGAAUAGAGGCUCUCAAUAUGAUACACGGAGAGUCACAGGCAACACAAACUCAACGACCGAAUUAAAACACAUGGACACAAAUGAAUGUAGCAAAACAUGAACGCACGGAACAAUUUUUCGUUCGUUUGUUCUACUCUAUGAAACGCGUACAUUGCGCGCGCUACACGCACACCAUUACAUCAGUACCUCCGUUCGGAGUUCGUAGUCAGUGACUACGUGCCCGCACAUCGUUACCUCUCACUCAACAUCACCAGCAUUCGUCUUGCUCGCACUCGUUCAGCCGCAGCAAUUUUUAGCUCCGAUGCAUGCAUGCGAAAGUAGCAGCAACAACAACGACAACGCCAUCGAACGACCGAAUGAGAGAGACGAGGAGAAAAGAAGAAUAAAAAAACAACCACACCAGCAGCGCUGCUGUGUGACCGUAGUGAGUGAGGAAUUGUUGGCCGCCAUUGUUGAAAAAUUUUUCGUUUGCGCGAGACACACUCAGGCAUUACACACAGGAAAAAAAAACGACGAAUGGAUUUUGUGCGUUGUGUCGAAAUCAAAAAAAGAACAAAAUAGACUCAGUUUCAUGUUUUGUGUGUGAAUUUCAUCAUCAAAUUUUUUUUCACCAAAUUUUAUCCGUGAGAAAAAAAAAGGGAAUUUUAGUGCAAAAACAAUCGAAAUGUGUAUAAUCGAAAGAGAGUGAAAAGAAGACGAAGAGAAAAAAAAAAGAAGAAGAAAGAAAAAACGUAGUGUGUGGUUAUUGAGAAAAAAAAAAGUGUAUAAUAAAACGGCAGCGACGUCACAGGAAUAAAAGCAGCCAAAAGAACGAGUUGAAUUGUGAGUUUUAAAACAAAGUGAAUCCAAUAUUUCGAACAAAAACCGAUAGAAGAGUAGAAAAAAAAACAACAAAAACAGCAACAUUUCCCUCGGUACGGGACAAACCAAAAGGUGUGAACCUCUCUCAGUUGUGCAUAUAUAGAACGGAAUAGAUAGCAAAAUAAGAGUUUUUUUCCUCCUCUCUCGAUACUGCUCUGCCAGUCGUUGUUGUUUUUGUUGUUGUUAAUUGUAUUUGUAUGCAUAUUGUUGCUACUAAAGUAACCACUUAGUCAAUUAAAGCCACUGAUUUUCGGUUCGAUGUGAUCUGAUCCGAUGAAUUCAAUUGCAAAUGUACGGAAUAAAAGGAAAAAAAUUAUGCUGCUCAUUUUAUUUUCAAAUUUCGAGUCAAGAAAAUGUGUGUUUGAUCAAAUUUCCGAAUGACGACUAUGUGUGCGAGUGUGAGCGAGAGCGAACGUGUGUAAAAAAGGAAUGAGAUAGAGCAAGCAUUUAGAACGUAUUGACGACGACGACGACGACGGCGGCCACUACAGCGACAUAUGAUGAAAAUUAAAUUAUACGCGUAUACAUGAAGCACUAGUUUUUUUUUUUCGUUCAUUCGUUCACCCGUCUUCAUUUCUCGUUCAAUAUUGUUGGCUCAUUCGGUGCGAGUGUGCAUGUGGAUGUAUAUGGGAUAUGGCUAUUCGAAGUGAAAGCGAUGAAAAGGGAGUGAAUUGCAUGUGCAUAGGCAUCACCGGCAUACAGCAGAAACGGAGACAAGAAUCUGUUACAAAUACGCACGAGACCACAUCAAAUAACUACUUAAGAGAGCAGCAAGAAAAAAAAGCCGUUUGAUUUAGUGAGACAAGUGAAAAGUGACAAUUGAAACUGAAUAGCAGUGAACUGAUUUUGUGAAUUCAUCGCCAAAGUGCAAAGCAAAGCGCUCGAAAAUUGGUUUAAAGCAAACAAAAUUACAGCACGACGUCGAUUACAGGCUUCGCUAUAUACCAAUUGGAAUAAAAAAAAAACGAUGUGCUGAUACAGAGAGGACAUGGUUGCACGGGAGUGAGUGAAACAAAUCGAUUCUCACUACGAACAUUUGGUUUUGCCGUAGCGUAGUCGCGAGUGUGACAGAGACGUAACGAUGCAACGCAUGCCUCGUACUGCAACCCAAACGAAACAAAGAUAGAAGAACGAAGCGAGGAAAGGAAGGAAAAAAACGUUGUUUCCGUACCCAACUGUGGUAUCGUGAGUGAGUGUGUGUAGUUUUUGCAUUAUAGUAAGCGCUGUGAUGCGUAUAUCGCUUUCUCAUACACAAACCCACUACGUGUAUGAAUAGGUAGUGAGUGAGUGAGUGAGAGCAUCAGUUUUUGCUCGACCGACGACGACGACGACGAAAAAAACGCUCGCUCACACAGACUCUCACCAUACAAACAAUUGAACAGACCUGCGAACAAAAAUAAUCAGUGAAAUAACAAGCACACUCGUGAACUCUUGUCGUGUAUUUCUUUUUCUCUGUUACUUUUCACAUAACCAAUUCAAUGGAAUUUCUUUUCUUCAGUUGAGUUUUGAAAAAUUGGAAAAAAAAUAGUUUUUAAAAGAAGAAUAUUCUUUUGGUUUUUUGAUAAUCGCGUGUGUUUGUGCGUAUUUAGCUCAUUGAUAAACCAAACGGUUGCAACAUACUGAUUUCAACAGGAAAGUGCUCACACAUAAAAAAUCGUUCACGAAUCGAAGCAACGCAACUCAUCACUGUUUUGUGGUUGUUUCGAUGAUUAACCACUCUAUGAAGUCCAAAUGUGGGGAAAACAGUGGCAAUGGCACCCGCAUUAACCGAACCAGUUAGUCAUCGUCAGUCAAAAAUAUCAUCACCAGCCCAAGCCUCAUCACCGCGCCCAAUCAUAAGUGACGUUAGCGAACAAACGCAAACCACCACCGCCACAAAUCCUCAUCAUCGUUUGGCUCUGCAGACAAACGGUGGAGGAGUUGCAAUUGGUAAUAGCUUUGCAGCCACAAAAGACGUGCAAACAACCAUACAAAUCGAUAAUAAUCAAUUAGACGAGCAACUAUUACAACAAUCACCGAAGAAGAGCAGCCAAUUCAAAGCUGAUCAUUUCAUUGCACCAGAUUUCCAGUCGACAUUCACCCAGCAUAUACAAACAUCGAAUGGGCCGAGCAUUGGUCCAUCGUUUGUCACGCACAUGGAUCAACCAAAUAAUGACCAGUCCAUUGUCACCGACCAGUUUCAACAGCAUCAGAAUGCUGACAAUGACCUCCUCAAUGCGAUCGUUCAAGGGACACAGGGAAACAAUCAGCUCGAUUGUGGCAUCAAUCCCAUCGACAGCAACAUACAAGCGACCGUGGAGCAGUUGUUCGCCGAAACGCAUCAGCAGGAGUUUCAGCAGUUGUUGCAGCAGCAGUCGCAUGAUUCCAGCCAGCAAUUGGAUCAGCAGCUCACUUUUGCAUUGCAACAAACACAGUUCCAGACGUCACAGCCCAUGGACUUGUUGAUGUCUGGCGAUCAAUCGCAACAAGCAUCGAGUAUGCCGACACGAGUCGACGAUGGCAGUACAAUGAAUGCCAACACAAUGAACUCAUGCCAGAAUGCCAUGUCCAACCAAAUGCAGUCUGAAAUGGAUCAAAUGCUCGACAUCGAUUUUAUGCAAGUGUUGAAAUGCUUCGAAUCCGCACCGGCCGGCGAAAAUCUGGGCGAUUUAGCCGGUGGUCUGUCACUAUUCAACGACAUGGAUGUUAUGAAUAUCGGUUUCGAAGAUGUAUCAACGACGAGCAUGUCGCGCGAGUCUCGAACGCAGGAAAUGUUGAGCGAGAUUGAAAAGAAGCGCGAGAAAAUGAUUCGAGAUUGUGAUUUCAUGAUGCGACGCUUGCGUAAAAUUCAGGCACGCCACAUGGGCCGUCACGUGAGUGAAGAGGUCGGUGGCUUGUUCGAGUACACACAACAAUUGAUUAAGAGAAAAGAGCGCGAAACCAAAUCCAUUUCGACAAUGACGCCAAUCAAUCAGUUGCACAGCGAUAAACACAAACUCAACUCAGCCACAUCAUGGAAAAUGUUGCUGAAACGAAUCGAACAUGCGGCUGGCAGUCAACACUCGAAUACAUCGAGCAGCAAGAUUUUGGGCGGCAGUUCAACGGCUGACCAUCAUGCGAUUAGUUCGGGAGUAUCGACGACGGGUACCGGAGCGGCAGCCAAGCCAUCAGUGAUUACAUGUGUGCCUCCAUUCGAUGCAAACGGCAUUCAGCAACUGAAACAGUGUGCCGGUUUGUUAAAUGCCGAGCUCAAAUUGGUCGGCAAAUCAUUCGAUUCGGAUGCAACGGAAAGUAGUUCUGGUGGCGAAUCAGCUGACGAGGGAAUCACAUACAAUAACCCAACUCAACAACCAUUAUCCAUUACAAAACGAGCUGCGUAUCGAUGGGCACGUGAUCGAGCAAAGAUCGCCUCACGAUGGACAUGGCUCUUGGCACAAAUCUCCGAUUUGGAAUACCGAAUUCGACAACAUCAAGAAUUGUAUAUUCUCUUGAAGAAGAGCAAUGGUCAAGUGACGUUCGAAGACGGAGAGCCAGUGGCAUCGACCAGUGCGUCGUCAGAAUCGACUCAACCGCUAUCGGUCAAUGGUUACCGAGGACUUUUACCUGGAAGCAUUCGACUGGAUGGUUUGGAGGAUGUCACAUCGAAAUUGUAUGGCAACAACAACGAAGAAGUGGAACUGAAUGGCUCGGCUCGGACCAGAGCAUUCAAAGCUAGCGCAUUCAAAAAGCGAAAACUUUUACAAAGUACAAAUCUACACAAAAUAUCGAGGCGCGCUGCGAGACCAUGUACAAUCAAAUGUGGUUGUCGGUGGCCAGUGCAUCCGUGCCUAUUGUGUACGGGUCGAACCGAUCCGACUGCACCACGUGAUCUACCAGAUAUGAUGUCAACUCAGGAGAGUGUCGCACUUUUGGAUCCAUGCUAUCAUCCGAUACUUAGCUUCCCUGAAGAUGUGGCACAAAAUAUUUACAUGGAGGCGACACUGCGUCAGCCGGAGUGGCAAACAAAAGUGGCUCGAGCAUCAUCGAAAGCGGUCAUUAAAAGUGCGCUAGCACUUCAGAAAGCCAGCGAACGUGAUGAGAAUCGAAGCCUAGCUGCAACUGGUGUUGCAUCGCGCAAGAACUCUGACUCAACGCAUUCAACGAUCAAUUCGAAGAAAAUGUCGCCGAAGAAAUUCAAAUUAGUUGCAACCAAGUUGAAGAAAUCGCAGAACAACGCCGCUAACAACAAUCGAAAGAUGAAGAAAUCGUCGCAUGCACCGAAGGUGAAGAAGAACAUGUCUCGGAAAAAUUCACACAUGUCAGCCACUAGUUCCGAUCAUCAUGACAUGGACGUUGGCAGCCCGAACGGGUCUGUAUCACGCAGCAAAAAUCCAUCACCGAUUCCGGGACACAGCUAUCGAAACUAUGAACGAUUUCAUUCGGAGCGACGUCACAACAAAAACGCUUACGACAUCGAUAAUAUUGUGAUCCCCAGCACCGUAUCGUCACGCGUCGAAAUCCUUUCUUACAAAGAAAUCCCAACGCCGAAAUGGCGCGUUAUCGAAGAUGAUGCUGAAAAUGUAAACACUGCUAGUCACGAGGAGCCGGAGGAGGAGCCAAAACCCGUUGAACCAGUGGAGGUUCCGAGUACGUCUAACGAUGAAGACAUCAGUAAUGAGGCGUAUGCACAACGCCACGAACGAGCACUGGCCGAUGAGCGAAAGAAGUUCACAACCUUCUUGAAAUUCCCAUAUAGCACACGAUCACGGGCCAAUCGUCGCAUCGAUAGCCAAUCGAGUGGCGCAAACACACCGGACCCAAUGUCACCGGCACCCAGCACACCAGCUGCUGCCAUCAAUAUCGAUCAAGAGUCCGCGCCGCCAACGCCGCAAUCCGUUGAUGCGCCUGGAGAUUCGACACAAGAAAGUGGAAAGCACAACAACAACAAUAUCACCAGUGCGAAUAACAAUGGCAUAAACCCGAUACCAGUAUCAAAACUGAAGCAUGAACGUCGUCGGACGGUUUCGUUCCGCAAAGGCAUAGAUCCUCGUGAAGAGCUUCUUCGCCGCAGUACUACACCGGAUGUUAAAGAGCUGAUACCACCGUACGAGCCGUUAAGUUUCCCAUUGCCGGGCGACACGCUAGAGCAGAUGAUUCAAAGUAUGCCGACAAGCUACAAAGAAAUCAUCAACAGUUGCAUAGAUCAAGUGGCGGGUGUGAAAUUUCAAAUGCAAACGUCAACCACAGACUCAAUUCCGACGCCGACCACAAUGCUAGCGCCCAACUGUAAAAGUCGCCAAACGACACAGCAAUAUUCGGAUCUAACUAUGUUAGCAGAAGAUAGUGAUGAAACGGAAUCCAUGCAAGAAGAUGCAAAUGAUCCGGAGUGGAACUUUGAGCCGCCACAUAGGAUUCAGAAAACACAAUAAACAUCUGGUCAUUCUCGAACGUUUUAGAUAACAGAGAAAAUCAAAUGAUUGUCGUUGCAUUUAUCAUUGAAAAAAUUACAUAAAUUUACAAGAUUCUAUCUGAUGUUAACGUAAUUCUUUUGUUUAUUUAAAUGCGCUAGGGGAGAGUAGUAAAUUGUGAAACACCUAUCGAAAUCGAUUGAAAAUGAAGAAAAAUUAAUAGAAAUGGUUAAAUAAAUGCUUUGAAAUGACAAAAAAAAAAGAUUUUUUCAAUGAAAAAAUUCUGAACAUUUUCAAUUUUGAUCAAUCGGAAGUAGUCAAAUAGGGCAUUUUGAAUGAAUAGCUCAAUCGCGCAAAAUACAUGUAAUAUUGUUUCACAAUUUUGCAUUAAACUGAUAAAUAUGCAUAUUAAUUGAGAAAUUGACUUGAAAUAAUUAAAAAUGACGUUGACAAAUUUCAAGGGUUUUUCAUAAUUCCUCACUCGCUAAAGUUUUCAACAUAGCGUCGUAUGCGUCACUCAACGAAUGUUCAUGAGCGUACCAUACGUGCACAUGCGUCGAGUGAUAAUGGGAAAAUAGGCUCAUACUUAAAAAACAUUAAAACAGUUGUCUGUGUUUAUCAAAUAUUUCAAAUCGCUAAGAAAACGAAGUAUUUCACAAUUCCUCACUCUCCCCUACUACGUUUGCUGAAGCUCUGUAGUGAGUUUCUUCAAGCAUUUUUUGUAUAUAGAUUUCUAUUUGUUAACUAAAAACAUAAUUUAGUGAAGACAAAACAGAUACAACAUCAACAACCAAUUUAAAGUUGAAAUUUCAAGUAAUCGAAUAAUUUCUUCUUUGUUUUCAUGUAAGCAUAAGUUGGUUGUAGCAAAUAAUGAAAAAAAAGACCGUUGAUUUUAAGCUAGAGCUCCCUGUAUUUGGCAUUUUAGUCCAAAAUAGCAAAAGAAACACUUUAAUAAAGAGAAGAAAAUAAACCAUUCAGGAAAAGUUAACUAUUAGAAUAUAUGUAGAAAUCGUCCAGAGACGAUAUCAAAUAAUCAGAUGAUACAUUUAGCAUUAAUUUACACACCCCCUCUGAAACGUAUAAUAGCCCAAUCGACAGCUUGUACAUAAACCACAUUCGAUUGACACAUUUUACCGAAUUGAUAAUAAUAAUAAAUUACGCCUGGCUUCUUCUUUUUCAUAGCA